AUGCUGAUAGGUCAAGAUCGAGCGGGAAAGACAAGUUUAAAGAAGUCAUUCCUUGGUCUUCCAUUUGACCCUGAAGAAAAGAGUACUGACGGAAUCGAAGUAGAUCCAUCGAAAUUCGAAGUGGACAUCGAUCAGGUGAAGAAAUGGAAACGGACUGAUGAAAAGUUUGGCUUGUCUCAAUUCGCUUCCGAUAUUGCAAAGAUGGUUGCUGAAGAACUCCAAAAGGAUGAAGACGAAGGAAUAGAAGAUGAGGGAAAAGAUGACGAAGGCAACGAAGACGAAGGAGAAGGAAAGUUGAAUCUAGCCCAGGUAUUAAAUUUUAAGACUACAGAACAGAGUCACAUAUACAGAGUUAAAGAGGCAGAAAUAGAAGUAUCUUCGUUGAAUAUCACGCACAAAUUAUUUUGCAUUGGCUUGUCAGAUUAUUCUCAUUUAAAGUACAAAUCAACUACUUAAAACUAGCAUAGCAGUUAUUCUGUUUCCUUAUUGUCUCCAACUUUCAUAUUUUCGUGUAUAACAAACGCUAACAUAUUUGUAUAUUUCAAAUACAUUGUUAGUUACUGCUGUUCACUUGAAAAUGAAACUUGGAGACAAUAUCCUUGAAUAAUGAGAGGCUCUCUCUUGUUAAGAAGAAACUUCCGGUAAAAAAAUUAGCGAAUUGUAGGCCUUAUUUUACAGCCUCACGAUAUAGCAAUAAUCUUGAGACUCAAAGGUCUCCUAAAAACGACAUUUAAUCUCGAGAAUGUUAUUAAAAAAAAAAAAAAUCCAUCGAGCGUUUUAAAAAUUAAUCGCAAAUUUGUUAAAGUAGACCAAAAUGUGUAUAAAACCGAUAAGAAGAGCGCCUCAAUAUAAACAUACUAACCAAAUCCUUCUUUCUAGCAAUCGGCUGGAGCUAUCUCCAUGAUCUUUCACAAUUGAAACUACUAUGAGGUGAAAUUGCAUGUCAAAAGCGCUUCGUUUUCUAUAGAUAACAGCCGAACAUCAAGAUUGUCCAUUUUUUACUGUAUUUCUAACCAUAAAACUUCAUUCCAAAGUAUCUCGAUAACGCUCUAACAGAUUCCGCUUAAACUUCACGAAAAUCGAGGCGGCUUUUGGAGGAAAAGGCUCCCGUGAACGAUUUUGGAAGAACAGUUCUCAGUGCCGUGAAAUAUCGCUACAAGUAAAAUAGGUAAUGGCGUCAUUUCGUUGCAAUGACAACUCCGAUUUCAAAGCAACUCUGAUGAUAACAAAUUUUCAUCUUUAUUUAAUACGAUUGUUGUAGCAGUUCUUUUUCCAAAUCUUUGUUUAUGGUGACGUAGUUUUCUGAAAUUAACGCCUUAUAUCUUUUUAUACAAGCACUCUUUUAGAAUUCCACUCACUAGAGAGAAGUGUGACGUCACGUUGCCAUAGUAGCAAAAUUUUUGGAUCACAACAAUAGGGAGCUUAAGGUGGCUCCCUAGAGUAAAUUUGCCGUGCGCAGCCUGGUCACUAGUAUGGCGCGAGCUUUAAAAUCCGCGCAACGUCCACGCAAAAAUUAAAACAAACAUGGCCUCUCAGUUUCGAAAUAUUUUCCCCAAAAAUUUUCAUUACCUUUCUGUUGAAGUUCAUUGUGGAAAAAGUUUGGUUAGUAGUUCAAACAUUUAUGAGAGGAGACAAUGUUACACCGGUUACAAGUCACAUAAGAGUAAAUUGUAUGUAAAAACAAAGCAGAAAUUUUCCAAAGACAUCAAUUCUUUCGCUUCAAAAGUACACAAACUUUAAAUAGUCGAAGUAAAUGGUGAGUGGAAACUUUACUAAGAAAACAAAGAAGUAAGCACACCUACCCAGAAGGAAGCAAUGUUGCUGUUUCUGGCCUUUGGUUCACGGUCAGUGGAAAGAUCUGAAAGAUCGAGCCAAUUCCCGAACAAACACUGAAGAUUGUCUUCACUGGCAGAGCUCGUCGGUCACUUUAUUUCUCUUACAUUUGAUUUGAUUUAAGUAAUUCUAGAAGUGGCUUUAAGACAAGAUUACAGGGAGUGUAAAUUUUUUUUCUUUUUGCCGACUCUAUCACAUUGUUUAAAAAACGUAUCAGAAAAAAGGCUUCCCACUUAACUUGCAUCCUAAUCGAAGGAACCUUUCCAUCGACGAACCAACCUCCUUGUACUUUUUCUUGUUUCAAACGUCCUUCAACGCACAUGCAAGAUGUACUAGAAAAUGUUUUUGCACAACGAGAAAGAAUAUUUUAUUAACAGAUUGACCCUUGACGAAAGCAAUAGUUGUCCGUCGAGACCUACGGUCUUGUACGUGUAGCUGAGAACAUGAUGUACGAUUUAUAGAUAGGGGCCAUCUUCUACAGCAGACUUUUAGAGAAAAACUUCGCCGUCGAAAUUACCCCUAAAGAAGAACAAGGCUGAAGAAGUAUUCGGAAAUGGGCUGACCUUUGAAGAUCUGCAAACAGUGUACAGCAGAUAAGGAAAUGAAGGACUUAUUGCGAUCCUUGCAAAAACACCGUCUUCAUCUCCGACGAUCGCUAUCCUCACGAGUGACCACCACGGUUCGAAUUUUUAAUGGCUACAAUAGUGAAGUACUUCGAAGAAAACGUCCUGUGUUAGGUAUAAAAUUGAAUCCGGUAUCUCUCCUUUUUCAACUGGCAAGAUACCACCGUAAUAAUACUAAUAAACGGCUUCAAAACAAUGGUGUUCGUACUCUUUAACGAAACCACAUGUUUUCAGUAGCUUUGUGCAUUAUGCGCAUGCGCGCGUGAUGGCUCUCGCGCGUAUUUUGCUCAUACGAUCCCGAACUACGCUUGUUUUUCGAUUUUUGUGACGUCAACGUAAUUAAUUGACCGUGAAUUUCUCGCGUUUCCUUCGGUAUUUUUUUUAAAUCGCCUCAUUUCUUAACAGUCGCAGUACCUUUGUACUGUCCUUUUUUUGUUAAAAUCUGUAAGAGCUAAAUUCCUCCAGUACAAAAAAAAAAAUUUCAAAAUAUUGGCAAAACCGUCUUAACGACCCCAUGUUUUUUUCCACUUUAAAAUGCCAAGCAAUAUCGUUAAUAUAAAGUGGCAAAGUUUUAAGACAUUUCACCGAGGGAAAUAAGAAAUAUUGAGAAAAAAUGAUCAAAAAUGACAAAAUUACUGCCUGUCUAAGGAUGCGAUGUUGCCAUGGCAACGGCCUUAAUCCAGAAAAUGAAACUUGAUAAAGGAGCUUCCUUAUAUGGGUAAACUUAGCGGUGAAUCUCGUGAACAAAAUCGCAAAGACAAAGUAACUAGAUUUCGUUCUUUAACGUAUGCUACAUAGCUAGGGUUAUUAGUAAAUACUCCAGGGAGCCACCUUAAGCAACGACGGCGGCAACGCCAACAAGAACGGCGAAAAGAAAUAGUUUUAUUUUAACAAAACAACGAGUUUGCACGUCCAUGACACUUUUUGGUACAUUUCUUAGCUGGUGUUGAAAGUUUUGUUUUUCAUUAGCGGGUAAGCUGCAGGGAAACUUGAUUAUGUAAGCCUGUAAAAUGCAAAUAUCUCUAGAACAACUACCCUAUGAUUGUCAUUUGCAGUUUUCGGAGGGCUUAGAAUUUUCUCUUGUGUGUUUUGAUAGAACUUUUUAAGGGGAUAUUUAAUUAAAGUUACACUUGACCGGCUCAUUUGCUUUGCGAAAACAUGUAAAUAUAUUUUCGCCUGUAUAGUAUACAACUCUCCCAAUCUGAGGAUCAAAACUGAGAAAACAAGAACAAGCUCUCUUCUUAUUUCAAGAGGAAGCUUAAUAACGAUCGAAUAAAUUAAGGAAGCAAUUUUUGUGAUAAAAGUGCUGUUUUGAUUGUCGAAGAAACGGGUAAAUAAAGCAAAAUGAUUAUAUGCAGUUUUAGGAUCGAAACUAUAUUUCUAAACAUGUUAACUAGCUAUUGACUGUUGGAUUGUAAAUGAUGCUUUGAAUAAUUUUGGUUUUGCCUGCUAAUUAAAUUAACAUUUCAGUCAACUUCUGUCCUUCGUUUAAACAAUAUUUUAGCCUGUUUUUGUUUUCUAUUCCAAACUCAAUAAUAUGCAGUUCGAAAUAAUAUUCAAUCAAUUCGAAACUUUAAUUGUCCAUUACUGUUAAGAUCCCCCUAAACCCAACAAGGGGGACCGUAUAAGUCAGUUUUGCAAUGUAAAACUGAGUCCAGGUUUCAUUAUAACAGAAUACUUUUAGCUCGAUGGGAGAGUCUAUUCAGUUCAGAUGUGUGUGUGGGAUAUUCUAUUCUUAAUCAAAUGAAAUCCUUCCUCAAAUAAUAAAUUAAAGGCUCCAAAUGUUAAGUAAUAAAAGGGAGCUUUGCGUUUAGCCCUAGCUAAAUCCAUAUAUCAAUAUAUAUUGUAAUGUCGUCCGUCAAAAUCCAGUUGAGAAGGUGGUUCCCUGUGCAGAUAGAUAAGUGAGGACUGUGGAAGUAAGGGCGAAAGUAGCAACGCUUAAAUGGCCCGUGACCAAUGAGUUGUAACUUCAUUUUGAGUUUUCCAAGAAAUCGCCAGUAAUUAAGGACACAAAGUCUGAUUAUUUUGUUGUAGUAGUUAUGAACCCCCUAUAUCAAAGCUGAAAGUUCGAAUUCAUGAUUGGGGGCGGAGUGUUCACUAAAUGGGAGCCGCGUCUUCAGGAAAUUUACUUUAUCCAUUUUGAACUGUAGCCUCAAAGCGAUCAUUUCUUUUAAAUUUGUUUCUUGCAGCGAAUUCUAUUGUACUGACCUGUACCGUGUGUAGAAGUGAAGAAAGGUCGGGAGAUAAUAAGAUUCGACGUAAUAAGUUCACUUAGAAUUUGUACACGGAGCCUGGUGUCCUCUUGUAAAAGGACUGACAACCACACUAGUCAAACUUUAUAUGUUAAUGCCACACUUCCGCCGUUAUUAAAGUCUGGUCCCUGACCCUUAUGUAACUUGAUUUAAGUCCCCAAAUUUUCGACUAACAGUAUCUUUAAGAUCAUUAGGUUUCCAUAUGCGGUUUUUACAUUUAAGGAUAAAAAGCAACGCUAUUAAUAUACGACGUUUCGGCGACGACAUGUCACCAUUAUGAAUACAAAUGAAAGAGACUAUGAACCGAUAUAUACAGAAAAGAAAGUGUCAAACACAACAUUAAAUUUGAAGAACAAAGGAAUAAAAUAAUUAAGUGAACAGUUUUGCUGGAGUAGAGUCGGUUUGAGUGUUCAAGGAUGGUUCUUUUCCUCAAUUAACAACAUCUCAUAAAUGAGGCACUCAAACUUUCCUCUGCAUUUCUGAAGGAUCUUAAAACGUUCUUGGAGAUUAGUUGGCUGUUAUUGGUGUUUUUCUUUUUCGGAGUAUCUGUGCUUGUCAAUGCGUAGAUGGAGGUGGCGGCUUGUGUAUCCAAUAUAAUUCGCAUCAUACGAAUUACAUUUAACGUAAAUAUGAAGAAUAACGAUUUACUAGUAGUGUAAGUUUAGAAUGGUCUCUUUAUAAAAAUCAUUUGAUAAAUGUAAAGAAACUGUUAUCCCAGUUUAAGCUGCGUAAAGAAAAGCCUGAAUUUGAAAGCCUGGAAAAAUUCACUCUUGCGUGCACUUGAACCCAGACCUCCGUGAUACAGAUGCAGCACUCUAACCAAUAGACCCUAUUCACGGCACCCGCUAUCUUUGCACGCGCGUUAAGGACUGAAGGGAUAAAAGCAAUGUCACGUGAUUUCUCAGGGCGCAAAUAAGUGAAAAAAAUUGUCAAUGGAAGAAGUCACUGUUGAGUUUGUUUAUUAUAGACAACAGGAAAUGAAGACCUUUUCAUCUUAAAAACGAUAAUGUCAGAGUAUGGGUGGAAGUGAUCAUUGUUACUUUUUUGUAUGCAAGAUCGACCGUAGAUGAUAAUAAUAAUAAUAAUUUAUAUAGCGCUAUUCAGCUACACUUUCAUAGCGCUUUACAAUGAUUAUGUUAAUCAUUAGAACUUAAAAAGCUAAAAAAUAAAAUAAAAUACCCAGAUAAAUUAGUUACAACUCUUAAAAGUAUAUAUACAUUGUACAAGAAAUGAAAGUUAAAAAUCUAAAAUCUAAAAAUACUAACUUGAAGAUAAAAUUACAGAUAAUAAAAGAAAAAACGUGUAUUGAGAAUAGAAGUUAAAAAUCAUAGGCUUCUUUAAAAAGAUAAGUCUUCAAAUAUCUUUUAAAAAUAGCGAUUGAUGGAGAUUUACGAAUGUUAAGAGGCAAGUUAUUCCGUUGCCUUGGCGCAGCAAUGCUGAACGCCCGAUCUCCAUAAGUCUUUUUUAAUUUAGCCAGUGGCACAGUGAGCAGUUCUUGCCCGCUGGAGCGUAAAGACCGACAGCACCUACGUUGGCUCAGGAGACUAGAAAUAUAACGACAAGUUCAGUUUUGUCUUGAUUAAGUUUCGAUAGGUUUUUACACAUCCAAAGGUCUAUUUCUUCAACACAGCGCCAACGCGCAACUUUGCCUCAUCAAGAUCAGCACAACAAUCAGUAUUGAAGGAAAUAUAUUGUUGCGUGUCAUCAGCGUACAGAUGGUAUAGUAAGUCAUGCUUUUUGAUGAUAUCAGCAAUCGGCGCAGCAUAGACAAUGUACAGCAGUGGGCACCCCACACAACAACGGUCGCUUUGAUGACAUACCCUCUUCUACCUUAACAAAUUAUUGCCGGGAGGUUAAGUAGGACUUAAACCAGGCCAAUACAGUGGCUUCCCCCCAAAACGGUGCGAGAGUCGAGAUAUUUGUAUUGCAUAAUCCACCGUGUCAAAUGCUGCAGAAAGGUCUAAUAAAAGUAACAUGACCGACUUGUUUUGAUCCAAAGAACACAAGAUGUCUUUUUGUACUCUAAGUAGUGCUGUUUCGGUUGAGUGAAAUUCUUUGCAUGUUGCCUGAAACGUAUCGUUAAGAUGGUUGGUCAUAACAUGUUUCGUCAGUUGAACUGCAACAGACUUUUCAACCAGCUUAGAAAUAAACUUUAAAUUUGAGAUUGGCCGAAAGUUUGGCCGAAAGAUGUGUUUAUGGCAAACAGUAUGUAAUGACGUAAAUCUUGCUAAAAACUCUGUAUGUACAUUUUGCUUGACUAUGAAAUCGUCGUCUCGUUUUGAUAGAAUAAACAAAAUCGACCGCGAUUACUCGUAUUGGCAUAUUUUAUCACUUGUUUGCCUCCUGAACUAUCACGUGACAUAGCUUUUAUCCCAUCGAUCCUAGAGCGCGUGCAAAGAUGGCGGGUAUCGUGAAUAAGGUCUAUUGAGUUAGUAAGCCAACUGGGAGCUACUCAUUAAGUCUAUUGGUACGUAAUGAGCCGGGAAAGAUGAAGAUGUACUGAUAAAUAUGUUGUAGUUCAUUUUUAUCGCAGUUAAUUUUUAUUUUUCCAUUGUUUUUGGGUAUGGUGACGAAUGCUAAUGAAUUUGAAACAAAAGAAAUAUAAAAACUAACUCAAAUAAAAAAUUAACUGCAACAAAUAUAUUUGUUACGCGGUUCAAAUAUAUGAAAUAAAUAUAUUCAAAGAAUUUUUGACGCUUUCUUUUCGUAACUGCAUUUAACGGCGAUGAAAUUGCUAUUUAUUUCUUGAUUUCACUGUUAGAAUAUAUGAAAUUUAUAUAUUUAUUAUGACUAAAAAAAUCAUUUGGUUGAUUCAUCAUCCUUACUGCCUGAUCUUCUAGUAUGGUGACGCUCUUGGAGAACUUCAUGAAGAAGAAGCAUCCGUGGUUAAUUCUCAAACUAGUCAGGUCAGUUGGAAUUCUUUUAUAUUUCAGUUGUAUUUGAAUUACCUGAAACACAAUUAAAUGGUUGUUCAAAUAAUCUCUCAGAGGAAAAAUAAUCAUCAUCAUAAUAAUAAUAUUAGUUUAUUUGAGAAUAAACCAUGAAAAUCCUGUAGACAUAUUAAAUUCUGCAAACAGAAUACUGCAAUGCUCAUCGUACUACGUGAAAAUUAACUUUGCAAUACAUCAACACCACACUGAAAGAAUGCAAAACAGAGCAGGAUUGUAGCCAUAGACAGCUGUUUCGCUAUUAUUGUAGCUCAUCAGUAUAGCGUAACAAACAGAGAGAGGGGCUCUGCUAAAAGAUAAUCCGCACACUCUGAUUUAAGCCUUAACCUAGAACUACCAACACCCACAGAAUCGCGCCAUAUCACGUGAUCCUGGAGGGAAAAGUCCAAGUGUCAAGUUAUUGUCUCGCAAAGAAAAUGUUGCAAAACCAACCUAACUUACAAUUAAUUUGACAAUUGACAACUCCUUUCGAUUUAAAAAAAACUUAGUUUUGAUAAGAAAAAAUUUAUUUCAUUCAAAAGAAAUUAUUCGAAUUAAAAAAACAUUUCAUUUCAAUUAAAUUUUAAAAGAAAAAUCAACGAUAAAAAAUUAAGUAACACGACGUUUCGACGACUCCGUAUCAUCAUUAUCAAAUGCAAAGAAAAUUAGCAUGAAUUGGUGAUAUAUAUAUAUAUAUAUAUAUAUAUAUAUAUAUAUAGAAAAAAGAAAGUGUCAGGAAUAUGUUGAGUUAAAUUGAGGUGCGAAAAUGGAGCAAACUAGCAAUUAAAUAAAAAGUUUCGCCCGGAUGGAGUCCGCUUGAGUGUUUUUAAAUGUAGGUAUUUUGUUCCUGAUGAUAAGCAUUUCGAAGAUCAAACACUCAAGCUUCCCUCGGCAUUUCUUGAGGACCUUAAAGUUUGUGUUAAGAUUCAUCCGUUUUAAGUUGUGUUUUUCCAAGAAAUGCUUGCCAAUCGGUGAGGGUAAAGGGCGGAAUGAGUUUGCGGAAUGGCAUGUGGCAUGGCUUGCGGAAUGACAUAAUUAUGCGGAAUGUAAAAUCUGGAAAUUGGCGCAAAGAAAUAAAUUAAACUGAAAGGCAUGCGCGCGUCAUUGCCGCGCCUUUUUUGGCGCCAAUUUGAGUGAGCAACUGCUUUACUGGUUCACGCAUUUAGACAUUUAUCUAAAACAUACCUGAGAAUUGGCUAAGGUUCUUGAAGGCAGUCUCCAAAAGAAAACAUUGAAGUCCGGUAAAUAUAGUGAGGCGUGACCAAAAUAACUUAGUUCCCUCGAUUGUAAAGUAACAAGACGAAAUAUCUUCUUUUUCCGUUAUCCUUAGCGAAACCCUUAUUUUUCGAUAGAAAGUGAGUACCAGAAUACUUGUGCCUUUGAUUUUUUGCUUCUUCAAAAUACUGUCGGCACCGAAAAUGUUUAAUACUCCUUCGAUCAAGAAUUAAGUUCCGUUACUACCUUGAUUUCGUGACUGUCAUUUUGACAGCUCCGUCUCUUCAAACGUGCGUUGUGCCACGUGCAGUCACGGAACAGACUGUCACGCAGAGUCGCCGGCAGGUAAAGUUCAGUGUUUCAAAAUGGCUAAAAUUGACCCAGUUUCACCUUUUUAUCUUAUUUUUUGAUUGAAAAAAGCAAUUUUGCAAAGGGAAAACCUACAAGACGUACGAAAAAUGAGCCUUUCGGCUAUAAAUAUCUAUGUGCGUUUCGAUUUACACAACACACAAUACAGACAAUUACCGCCAGCCUACCAUGUAAAUUCCUGAACUUCGAUGGUGUCUCACAGAGAUUUCCUUCACUCCCAGGUAUGUUUUAAAUGAAUGUCUAAAUGUGUGAUUUAAAUAGCAAGAAGGGAAUUUGGAGUUAUACCACAUGUUAAAUAUUGCCGUCGAAAAUGAGUAACGAACUUAAAUUUUUGUUAUCCUGAAAACCUAUCCCUCAUUUUUAAAAUUAUUUCAGUACGACCAGCUUUCCUAUUGUCCAGAAAGUAUCUUCUAGUGGAAGGAAAAGAAUUUUUCUGUUCGUGGAAAGUGUCCAAAUUUCUCCAUCCAGCUUCGUUUGCGAACGCGAGGAAAGUUGAUGUUUGUUUAUAGCGAAUUUCAGGUUAAAAAUUAAUGCAGUCCGAUACUCCGACAUCGAAAACCGAUCUUCUAUUUUUCUCACGAAUAAAAGGCUUUCGGCGGGGACAAUCUACGUUAGGUUUCUUAUAUACCUAAAAGCUAUCUAUGAACAAAAAUGAAAAAAAUUGAUUUUUCAAAUCUUGCCACGAAAUUAACAUUUUGGUCGAUUUUUCUGUUUCGCACGUCUCAAGCUCGCAACUGAGGAAUUCGAUUCAUCUCUGAAUAUUAUCAAUGAUGUCACGAUCACGUAACCCACAGUCUCAUAAACAAACUUCUCACACGGUUUCGAAUACAAAUAUAGGUAACAAGGAACUGUUAAGUUAAUCGUACAAACAUCUUUUGCAGAAAAAAAUAAAGUAGAAGGGAGCGUGACCUGUGCGGAAAAGGCUGGUCGACAAUGAGCCUUCCUGGUUUUUUUUUUUUUAUUGUCAUCGUAUGUAAAGCCCGCGACAUUAAAACAGCGGCUGCGUUUGCAAAUUGAUUGGCGCCAAAAAAGGGCGCUCUUUUCAGUUUAAUUUAUUUCUUUGGAUCAUUCAGCUGCGUGUAUUAAAUUCCGCAUAAUUAUGUCAUUCCGUAAGCCAUGCCACAUGCCAUUCCGCAAACUCAUUCCGUCCUUUACCCUCACCGCUUGCCAAUAACGGAACGUUUGUGUUCCUCUACACGCGGAUGGACAAGUGACUGCACGUGUAACCGAUCACAUUUGAAUUCGUAAGCAACAUUCUGCUGUUUCACUAGCGUAGGCUUUAAUUCCGUUUCUCGAUUUUUUUGCUUGUAAAGAUUGGCUACAAAGGAUGAUUGAUCUUCCUUCAGAGGUCGCCCAACUGUCUCCAUCCUUACAGGGCAAGGUAAUCCGAAGGCGGUUGUCAGUGGGCGUGUGGUUCAGGUCUCGGGGGUGUUUGGCUCUGUUAAUGGCCGUUUCAAUGAGCUUCUUGAGAUAUUUUAAUUUCAAUAAUAUCCCUUUCAAGGUUUUACAUUCCUGCAAGAAAAAAUCUUGCGUAGACGACAAUCGUUUCGCACGCUUUAGCAUAGUUUUUAAGAGCGAUCGUUUAAAUGUGCCGUCCACGUGACUUUGAAAGUGCAGGAGAAGAUCUUUGUUUGCGUUUUUUCUAAAGACGCAGGUUUCAAGAUGCUGACCAGUGUUGAAAAAAAAUUUUUCAAUUUUUUUAAACUGUUUUUUUGCAAAUUUUUCAGCUUCAGCCCAAGAGGGAAGCCUCUUCUUCCUCUCUGGGAGAUCGGCUCGAAAAAAGAUCCAUAAUUUCCCCAUCAAAUCGAGCCAUUUGUGCCGGACUUCGAGGCACUUCUGGCUUAGCCUGCAGUGCAGGCGUAUUUUUGGUGGGCAAAACCUUGUUCGUGUUCGUAAUAUUGUUGUAGCCGCCAUCUUUGAUUUUAUGACAGUGGAAGAUUAGGGAGAGUAGAAAUAGUAACCCUUACGGUAGGCGCGAGGGCGAAAGAAGGAAAGGGGGGAGGGGGAGGAGAGAGAAAAAAAUUUUUUCUCUUCUCUCUCCCGCCCCCUCCCCGCUCCCUUUGACUCGCCCCAUCUCCUCCUCUCUUCGGGAAGUUUCAACAUGGCGCUUUCGCGAGCAAAUUGCGCGUUCAAAGAAAACGCCUGCACUGGAGGCUACGUCUGGCUUUCGUCCAGUGCCUGUGACCGCCGUUGCGCUUACCAACUAAUUUGCAUUAUGACAGUUAGCACUUACACGACGGGUGCCAGGACUCACUUUUUGACAUUGCAAGACCCUAGUUGACGUGUCAUUUCCGCCCUUCCACCCGUCGUGUAAGUGCUAAUUGUCAUAAUGCAAAUUAGUUGGUAAGCGCAACAGUGGUCACAGGUACUGGACGAAAGCCAUAUGAGCCUCGAAGUCCGGCGCAAAUGGCUCGAUUUGAUGGGGAAAUUAUGGAUCUUCUUUCGAGCCGAUCUCCCAGAGAGGAAGAAGAGGUUUCCGUUUUGGGUUGGAGCUGAAAAACUUGCAGCGGAUUUGAAUUUCGGCGAAAAAAAACCGCCAUUCUCGUUGCAACUGGUCCAGGACCCUGCCACAUCGAAGUGACCAGCCUUCACUUCGUUCUAUGAAAGGAGUAACAGUGGUUACGCAAAAAGCGAAAAAAACCAGUAAAACGACAAACAGACACCAAAAUGCAGUGGAAUGCAGUGUUGACUGUAAUGACCAAAUAGAAAAGAUUCCGCAGAACUAGUUCAAAUUAAAAUCUCGAAGAUUUUUUGGAGAUUGUGACUAAAGUGGUAAGCCAAUGUUCCCUAAUGUACCUAUCCACAUCAGCGUUACUGGUUUUGGUUGUGGGGUGGGUCACUAGUUGUUUCUGAGCCACUCCAGGGGUGGGCCGCCCAAUUUUGUCAAAUAACUCGCGGGUUGGCCACUGAAAACUAGUACUUAAAAAAAAAAUUUCAUAGCCCACCCCUCCCCCCCACCCGUACUUUAUGAUCGGUCCCUAAGUCUUUUUUAUUCAUUUCAUUCCAGAAAAAGUAAGGUUUAGCGUUCUUUAGCGUUCGUAGAUCUCAGUAAUAUAUUUCUCAUACAAAGUCUUUUAUAUUUUCAACGGUCGCCAGUAACGCGACACCGGCGCGUCACCUAUGGUAUGUAAAUACAUUGCACCCUUCCCUCGUAACGUGAGUUUGCGCCGCCUUUGUUGCCGCUAGAACAUGGAUGGUUUCAUCUAACGGUACAUUUGUGAAUAGCGCUGUGACGUCAUACGAGACAAGUAAAUUAUAAUCGUCGAGUUCGAAGUGCUGAAUAUCCUUAGUAAACUCGAAGACAUCCGUGACUGUAUACUCAUUAAGUGAUAGAGGUUUCAAUUUCUCAUCUAGCCAUUUAGCUAGGGCGUAAUUGUAUGUUCCAGUUGCAGAUAGGAUCAGUCUCAUCGCAAGGCGUUCUUUGUGUGUCGUGGAAAGGCCAUAUAGGUGGACUAGUCGUGAACCCUUCUGGCAAACGAAGUCAGCUAUUUCUUUCGGAAGAAUUCUCCGAACGGCAGAUUCUAGAUGUUUUUCUUUCUUAAAGAGCGAGUGGUAAUACUUUGGUGGUCUACCUCUCGUGCUUGGUCUCCGCUGGUCAACUUUCCUGAAUUUUGUCUGGUCGUUGAUGGAUGCCUCACAUAGCAACCGAGUGUAUUCAUUAAACUAUUCGAAUUUAAUGGUAACCUCUAUGAACAGAUCGACGGUGUCGCAAUGGGAUCGCCAUUGGGCCCGCUCAUGGCAAACGCGUUCAUGUCUUCGAUUGAAGAGAAUCUCGCGCGUGAGAACAAGCUUCCGAGUUUCUUUAGAGACAGUUGCAUGCAGUUGUGCGACCUCGGAAGGAAGAUCAAUCAUCCUUUGCCGCCAAUCUUUACGAGCAAAAAGUUCAUCAAUUAUCUACGAGAAACGGAAUUAAAGCCUACGCUAGUGAACCAGCAGAAUGUUGCUUAUGAAUUCAAAUGUGAUUUGUGCGAUGCAAAUUAUAUCGGUUACACGUGCCGUCACUUGUCCAUCAGCGUGUAGAGGAACACAAACACUCCGUUAUUGGCAAGCAUUUCUUGGAAAAACACAACUUAAAACGGAUGAAUCUUAACACAAACUUUAAGGUCCUCAAGAAAUGCCGAGGGAAGCUUGAGUGUUUGAUCUUCGAAAUGCUUAUCAUCAGGAACAAAAUACCUACAUUUAAAAACACUCAAGCGGACUCCAUCCGGGCGAAACGUUUUAUUUAAUUGUUAGAUUGCUCCAUUUUCGCACCUCAAUUUAACUCAACAUAUUCCUGACACUUUCUUUUUUCUGUAUAUAUAUAUAUAUCACCAAUUCAUGCUAAUUUUCUUUGCAUUUGGUAAUGAUGAUACGGAGUCGUCGAAACGUCGUGCUACUUAAUUUUUUAUCGCUGAUUUUUCUUUUAAAAUGUUUGUCGAAAUCGAUCGUUAUCAGAAAUUUAAAUUAAAACCAUUCAUUUCGCCAGUUUAAAGGGUAAACGCAUUCUUACUGAGAAAAUUACUAAAAGAAGAAGAAAGUAAAAUAGCGUUCUCAAUGCCUUAAUGAAUAUUUGCUUACCUUUUUCAAUAUCUAAGUCAAUGUCCGACAGUUCUAAAUUGACUCUCCUAAAAACUCGCGAACCUGUUAAGCAAAGUAGGGCUGAUCUCAGUAGUGCAAAGGACAUUCUUGCCAUUGGAUGUAAUAAUGAUCGCCUUUUUGUGGUUAAGUAUUAGAAAUAUGGUCUUUCACUGUAUAUUUCUGGGAAAAAAGCGAUCAUCAUUACAUCAAAACACGGCACAAGGAUCUUUUUUACCAUUACAAUCUUAUUCUAAAAAAACUUUGAGAAAAAAUGACCCGAAAAGUGCUCGAAAAUACAAACGAAAUGUGCUCAUGCCCCCCUGGGCAUCCUAUAAUACUCCUUAAAUCGAAUUAAUUCAAUAUGGCCGCCGUCACUGCCCCCAGGAUCGUUACUCGGAGUUGUAAACUUUGUGAACACAUUAUCCAUUUGACCUUCACCGGCUUUCUGUUAGUUAUCAUGCUCUUUUAAAACUUCUUUUGUCAGUUUUCAAAUCACUUAAUAACCUUUCACCUAGCUAUCUAGCCGGGACAGACUUAGUUAUAAAAGGCACUCCAGGAACUUGUGGUCUGCAUCUCAGCAGCUGUUAGAACAACCUCAAAAAAUCACGGGGACAAGGCUUUUUCGGAGUGCGCCCCUAAACUGUGGAACUCACUACCAUUAGCUAGAUUUGCGCAAUUUACCAUCUUUAGCAAGAAAGGACUGAGAACAUAUCUUUUUACGCAAUUUUUAGAGAGUAAUAUUUUUGUAAAACGUCUUCAAUAUCAUAUACCUAAACUUAUAGAAUGUAUAUUCAGUUUUUUCCUUGACUUAUUAUCAUCAUAUACAAACUUUAAUGGCAAAAUAAUGUUAAAACAUUUGAAUUUUCGUUCCCUUCUAUUGUUCUUUGUGAAUUGCAAAUAGAUUUUAAUAUAUGUUAUUUCAUGCUCGAGAUAUAUCUAUUUUUUCCUCUUUAACAUUGUAAAGCACCAUGCGCUUAGGAUAUGAGCGCUAUAAAAAGAAGCCAUUUUGUUCUAUUAUUAAUUUUAACCAGUACAAAAGUAAACUCUGUAUAGUCAUUCAUAAUGGGCACGAAAUGUGAGGAGAAAAUGUGGCUUUCGAUAACAAAUUUAUCACCAAGAAGAGCUUAAAACUUCACUUAAAACUGUCGUGAUUCAAAUCGUACACAAUUCCCCCCCAAAACGGCAAUAUAUUCUAGCAGAUACUUACAGUCCAUGAAAAGACACCUUCAAGCCGCCAUCUUGAAAUGCCAUUUGGGACUGAAUACGCGUCUGAAAACAUCGUCCUUGGAUUUUCCAUUUAGUUGACUUCUUUUUGUCAUUGGUUUUAAUAAUAAGAUAAUACAAUUUCUUUUUUUCAUUUUCAUGUUUCAUUAAUAUAGUGGCAAAAAACAAGGAAUUGAUAUUCUUAGCACAGGGAACCUACCAUGGUAUAUCAUUAUUGCUGUAUCAUUAAGCUGACUUGUUUUAGUCAUCGGUUUGAACAAUCAUAGUAUUAACAAAGUUUCUUUUUCCAUCUACUUGCCUUUUUAUGUGAUUUUCAUCAAAAAAUGGCAAAAAAUAAGGGAUUGCAAUUUUCAGCGCAGGGCACCCAUCAUGGAAGGUUGUUAAAGAACUUCAGCGAGCGGUUGCUGCAAAUCCUGAAGAAAAAUCCUGGGUACCGAUCCUAAUAUUGACUAACAUGCCCUAAGCUACAACCAUGCAAAGUUUGGUGGUUUUUCCGCUCUGUAUAGAUCUCGCUAAAAUUUUGCACUAAGCCACCGGGUCAGAAUUCCAGGUUCAACUCCGACGCUUUCGGUUAUAUGUAGAAAAUGCAGUCACGCGAAACAAGCCGUGCGCACAAAAUCAAGUCUCCUCUGAACGAGUGAAGAAAAUUUCCAUACGGAGUUGAGUGGAAUUACAUUUUACGACCAUAUCAUAUAUCCUAAGCUUUAAUGAUAGUUACAGAUAUGAAAGAAAUCUUAUCCGGAUAAUGUACACAGCUACUUCACCGAUUCUGUACAGCAAAGAAAAAACUGUCCGGAUACAGGGCACGUGACAUCAAUAGUUAGUGAAUGUUCUGGCCUCCGUUAUUCCAAGCAAAUCCAAUUUCAAGAAGAAUUAAUAAACUUUCUGAGAACCUGACUUCUUUAAGUAUCUUCCCUUUAAAUAUAAAACAGUUUCUUUGAGAAUAUCACAUAUUACCUACCCUUUUCUGAGCAGCACUAAUUUUACUGCGCAGUAAACAGCGUAAAUAUUAGCCUUGUAAAGUUUACUCACCUGAACAGAACGGCGUCUUCUGCCACUUUUUUGCAAGCUUUAAACUCGCCAAAACGUUUAUCUUAAAGCCGAAAUGUUCAGCUUUCAUUCGAAAACGCUCGAAAAACUUCGUUUACCGAGAACUGAAAAGGGCGCCUCAAAAAUGAAUUUUUUGUUUUAAGUGUCCGGAUACAGGGCAACAUACUGUAUCAAUAUUUAAUAUCUUUUCACUACAAAUUCCUCUUUAAAAUCUGCCACGAUUUCAACAUGAACCAACAACGAUAAGAAUAUUAAAUAGUAGUGAUAAUUGAAUAUGCAAUAUUCAAUAUCUCAGUUCUCUAAAUAAUAAUAAUAAUAAAUAUAAUAAACCUGAAGGUUUUUGCUGCCUCCGAGAGCAAGCUGAACCGGGUGCUGAAGGAGACUAGAGGAGCGAUGCAGGACAUCGGCCUCCACUGGAAUCAGAAGAAGUGCUCAGUGGUACACGUGAAGAGGGGAGCCCAAGUGAUAGACGAGUCUGGUAUGAGGAUGGACCAGACAACUACCAUCACGGCUCCUGGGGAGGAAAACACUACAAAUUCCUGGGGGUGCUAGAGAACGUUCGACAGGAUGAACGGCUGGCCCUAGCGUGUGCGACUAAAGAGUAUCUACGCAGGAUAUCUAUUAUAUGGUCCAGCCCCCUGUCUGAUUGUAAGCGUGUACAGGCAACUAAUCCGUAUGCACUACGGGUCCUGCCUUACUUAAUGUGGACACAGCAUUGGCCUCUAUCAGAGUUAAGAGAUGUAGACAGAGCAGCUCGGAAGAUCAUAGUUGAGAACGGGGGCAAGCAUCCAGCUAGCCUAACUUCUUUGUUAUAUCUACCGAGGGAGAAAGGGGGUAGAGGCCUGCGAUCAGUCGAACACAAGUACAAGAUCACUAAAAUCAAAUAGCAACUGAAAUUGUAUCAGAAUUCAGACCAGACUGGGGAAGCAGCUACGUACGCUGAAGAACUCAACAUCACACUUCAGCUUGAUACCCUAAAUCCCGUGCGUGUUAAAACAGAAGAAAAGGUGGUGACUGCAGCAAGAGCGUGGAAUCUGUUGAAGCAACCUCAAGAGAAGCAGUUCUUGGAGAUCGCUAAAGACAAAAAGUGGCAAGGAACGUUAUUCCGUAUCGGAUGGGAAGAUGAGAGCCUAAGCAUAACCACCUGCUCUGCAUGGUUAAAAGGUUGGGCUACAUGCCCUACAUAUACCAUCUCGGGCAUGUAUGAACUGUGCAUGUAUGAGCAGUUGUUACCUACGAAGCUCUACACAAAGGAGAAGACGCAAACCUCCACCGACGGCGAAGUCCUAUGCAGGUUACGUGGGAAGGUAGCAGAGAGCGUUGCACAUGUAUUGGCUGGAUGUUCCUCCCUGGCACAAACCAAGUACCUAUACAGGCAUAAUUCAGUUUUGAAGAUUCUGUUUUUUGAGCUCCUGUGAGAGCAUGUGUUAAUAGAAGAGGUUCCACCAUGGUACUCACCGGUGAUGCCAAAACCAGCCUACCAGAACACCACGAGUGAGGCGUUUAGGGAUAUUCCCAUCUAUGCAGAGCACAACGAAGUAAGAGCAAAUUGGAUCGACGCGCGACUUGUCAGCCACGAGAGGAAAGAAGUCUGCACAAUUGAAAUGAGCUGCCCAUGGAUUGAGAAUUGAGCCAAGAAAGAUGAGGAAAAGACCCUCAAGUACGGGCCCAUGAUGUGGUAGCUGAAGCAGAGAUGCAAUGGUUACAGGGUUGAACAGUACGUACAACGUAAUAAUUGACGUACUGGGUGGUUACUCUAAACGCCUUGAGAAGUCGGUGAGGAAGCUACUAGGCGCAAGAGCACGGAGCGUACUUGAGCGGAUGCAGAAGUCGGUCAUCUCAAACACUUUAAAUAUUUCCAGAACAUUUAAGAUAAAUACUUAGUUAGGGCGCUAAGGACUCCAGUUUUUAGGUUUUUUUUUUCUCUAGAAAUCCAGAAACACAAGUUUUCUGAUGUUUUUACUAAGAUUUUUUUAGAGUAUUAGAGUUUGAUAUUAUUCUAAAUAGGCUCUUAGUAGAGAUAACCACAUUAUGAUGGCCUCGUUUAGGUAUAUAAGAGAUAACGAGAGUAUAAAUACUGAAUAAUUUUCUAAAUAGGCUUCUAGUAGAGAUAAUUAUAUCAUCAUGUCUUUGCGUAGGUUGUUCAAAGUAUAAGAAUUUAAUAAUAUUCUAAAUUGGCUUUUUAAGUAGAAAGAUUCAUAUCAUUAUGUAUAUUACUGAUCGCGUUAGGUUUCGUACCGACCUUUUUUUACUUCUACGUAUAGCUUCUCAAGUGGCGUAGGUUACGUUAUGCGCCCUAUACGACUCAUAAUGUGGACAGCAUUCCAAAGUUUUAUACUGCGAGAUACUACUACUACUACUACUAAUAUUAAUGCUGCAAAAUUUGGUCAUCUCAAGCACUUUGAACAUUGCCAGAACAUUUAAGAUAAAUACCUAGUUAGGGCGCUAAGGACACCAGAUUUUAGGUUUUUUUUUUCUCCAGAAAUCCAGAAACACAAGUGUCGCAAAAGCUGUAUUUUACUGAUGUUUUUACUUAGAUUUUAUAGAGUAUUAGAGUUUGAUAUUAUUCUAAAUAGGAUUUUAGUAGAGAUAACCACAUUAUGAUGGCCUCUUGUAGGUAUAUAAGAGAUAAUGAGAGUAUAAAACUGAAUAAUUUUCUAAAUAGGCUUCUAGUAGAGAUAAUUAUAUCAUCAUGUAUUUUCGUAGGUUUUGACAGAGUAUAAGAAUUUAAGUAAUGGUCCAGAUAAGAAGGAAAGGACCAAAACGCAGUGAACACGUCGGAAUGCAAAAAGGUGCUAACUUUACUAUUGUCUCUACUAAGGUUCUGAUUGGUUUAAACAUCAAAUUUUACGAAAUCUUCGCAAAGCAGCAUGUAUAUUAAUCUCUUUUUUUCUAUCCAACUUCCUUAUAACAAAAUCUCGUCUGAGUCUAAGUAACACAGAAAUCGUAUGUGCGGAUCAUGUAAAAUUGUGAACAUUUCUUGGCCAUUGUUUGCAACUCUUGUGAUUGGUCGAAAUGUUUUAACACAAAAAUACACCCUUUAAAAGUGGAGUUUAAAUACAUUUUUUUUCGUAAGCAGCCUUUUUGUAGAUUUAUGCAUUCGCUGCGUAAAAAUGAAAACAUUUCUAUGUGAGGAAAGCGUAUUGCGCCACAACAAAAGAAAUUGCUUCCCUUCUUACCUGGAUCAUUACUUAAUAAUAUUCUUAAUUAUAUAGCUGUUAGUUUAUCUGAUAUUGUCAACAAAGCUAUCAUCCUUUAAUUUUUACGAACUGUCCAAUUAAGGAUUAAUUUGGAUAGUUUCAGAUAGGACUUUCUUUUGCGAAUGGGCAAACUGUCCAAUUUAAGAAAAAUAGGACAGCUAGUCUGAGCCAAUCAAAUGCCAGAAAAUACAAUAGGCAAUGCGAACUAGCCAAUCAGCGCAAAGUCCCUGUGACAACGCGCCAAAACAAGUCUCGUUCGCUGACGGCGGUUCGUUGGCGAACACUCUUCUUGGCUGCUGUUUUGUUUUGGCUUCUUGUCUGCGCCAUUUAAAAAGGAAAAUGUAUGACUUAACUGAUGAAAGUUUGUAUUGGAAACAAUCAACGAUUCUUGAAAAUGUAGAAGCGCUGAAACUUUGGACAAGAAUAAGAAAACACUGAUAGUUGUAUGAAAGAGCAACAAGCUUAGUAGUUUUACGUUUGUUUAUUUGUAAAGAAUAAGCAGUGUGUUUUUGUCUCAAAUACAAACGGGCGGGUUCGAGUGUACAAUAUUUCGCGUCUCUGACAUACUAAAAAAUCUGGAUUAACUAACCAGCUAUAUAAUUAAUAAGUAAGAGGACUACAUGCUUGUCCAAGUUGGAAAUAAUUGAAUUCAAAAAAUUCCUCUGACAGCCAAAUUGGACUCGGCCGAAUUUUGGCUGUCCUCGGAAUUUUUUUCAUCCAAUCAUUUCCAAAUUGGACAGCAUGUUUUCCUAUUACAUAUACAAAUUGGCUUUUCAAUAGAGAGAUUCAUAUUAUUAUGUAUAUUAGGAUUGUAUUAGGUUUCGUACCGAACUUUUUUUACUCCUAAGUAUAGCUUCUCACGUGUAGGUUACGUUAUGCGCCCUAUACUACUCAUAAUGUGGACAGCAUUGCAAAGUUUUAUACUGCGAGAUCAUAAUAAUAAUAAUAAAAGCCUCCCAACACACUGGUACCAACACAACAUCCUAAAGAAGCCUGAAGUGGACGUAAAAUGUAGACUGUGUGGCCGUUUCGACGAGACCAUUGACCACCUGGUCACUGUCUGCCCUGAACUGGCUAAAACUGAAUAUAUCCACCGCCACAACAAGGCGGCUGCACACAUGGACUGGAAGUUCAGCAAAGAGUUUGGCAUUGAGGUGAAGGAACGAUGAUAUGAGCAUGAACCCAAGACUGUCACCGAGAAUGACAGCGUCACUAUUCUGUGGGACAUGCAUGCCCAUCCACACUGACAGGACCAUAGCAGCUAAUAGGUCGGGCAUUGUGCUAAAGAACAAGAAGGAUAAUGACUAUACCCCUCGACACCAACACCUCCGUCCAAACCACGGAAAAGCUUACCAAAUACAAAGACUUGGAAAUUGAGGUUGAGCGAAUGUGGGGGUUCAAAACAACAACAGUCCCGGUGGCUAUGGGAGCCCUUGGCACCAUCAAGAAGGACACGGAAAACUACUCCAACAGGGUUACGACAAAGUGUCAUCUCAUGACAAGUAGAAAUAAUUGAUUUCCAUGCCUCAUCGGUCGUCUCGCGGAUAAACGAGGGCCGCGAUCCUUAGUGAGGAAACAGGCUUAGAUCGAAAAGUAUGCUACUAGAACAAUUUCUCUCCUGCAAAUACAAAAGAAGAACUGCACACCGAGGAUACUCCUCAAAGUGACCUUUGAAGUACAACAUCUGAAAACGACACAAAACGAAGAAGACAAAAUGGAACAGGGAAGAAUAUAAAGAAGCUAUGGAAGCGUACUACACUGCUCCACUGAACCCGACAGAGACAUCAACGUCCAGGGCUGCAUACAGAAUCUGGCGAGAACAACAUGCCAGUGUCAGAUUGUACCUAGACUCUAACAAACUACCAAUAACUGAGAACAGCGAGGUCACAAUACUCUGGGAUAUGCCUGUACACACCUACAGGGAGAUAAAAGCCAACAGACCUGACAUUGUGGUCAAGGACAAGAAAGAAAGAAAUAAAGUGCAUGCUCAUUGACAUAUCAGUUCCAUCUGAAAGUAACACCUCAACAAAAUUCACAGAAAGGUUGUCCAACUACAAAGAUUUGGAAAUUGAAGUCAAUAGGGUGUGGGAUAUGAAAACAGAAUCAAUACCAGUAGUCUUUUGAGCCCUAGGGCUAAUUAAGAAGGGACUAUACAAGGUCACUAUGAGAUCCACAAAUCACCAUGCUGGGAACAGCCCACAUACUAAGGAAAGUACUGUCGCUGAAGUAACUUCUUCCCCUAAACGCCCAAGGUCCACUGCUUGGAUCCAACUACAAUAGCUGAAAAGCAGGGAAACUUGACGAGAAGAUCAUCAUCAUCAUCAUCAUAAUAAUAAUAAUAAUAAUGAUAAUAAUAAUAAUAAUAAUAAUAAUAAUAAUAAUGAUACAGGCAUAACUGAGAAGAAAGAAGUGAAAAUGUUAUACUUCUUGGAACGGCUACCAUAUUGAGAAAGGUCCUUGAAGUCUAAGGUCCAGGAACGAAAGUGAAAAAUAUUUUUGUUUUAAGAACAGUGAACACCUGUGCGAAAUAGAAAUGAUGACGACGACGACGACGACGACGACGACGAUGAUCAGAUGAUGAUGAUGAUGAUGAUGAUGAUGAUAAGAAGAAUAGGAAUAAUAAUAUAGAAAUAAUAAUUAAAAAAACAAUUCCCUUCAUUGGCAGGCACGUUUUCUGAAAUCGUACCUAUGUGUAACGGUCGCCGAAGACUUCCUUUUCCAAGGUGGAGUGAUGGAAUGGAUGACACAAGUAGCCCGUUCCAUGCCUUCAGAUAGCAGGGAGACCAAUUCCCUCGAAAGUAACAGAGAUUAUUGGCAGCAUGAUAGAAAUUAUUUUAAAAAUCUUGUUCGGCUACACGUGCGACACCGGGUAAAACAAUCCCCCAAUGUUGUUUAGUUUACUCUCAAAUAAAAAGAAAAGGCUAAAUAUAGUCGCACUCAUAUGAUCGGAAAGUAUUCCAUGGUUUCCGGUCUUCAAUUUUGUUCUUUGGAGUACUGCAAGGUUUAUUUUUAUAAGAAUUUGGAACUUCACUUCACCCGCAUUGAUCUAAGAUUUUAUCUCGGACUGCAGAAGGUAAUUGCAGUUUUUAGAGUUUCCGUCCCCAAAUGGUUCUAUCAGUUGGUAACAUCGUAUUUUAAUGGUAGUAUCUGUCGUGUUUGAAAUGUCCUUUUCCCGAAAGCAGGUAAAUUAUAUGAAAAUAUAGUGUUACUUUUUUCAUGAACAGACCAAAGGGCCGCCACGUCCACGUCUUAAUAUUCGCUUCAUUGUCAUAUUUCGGACUCAUUUGUAGAAGUAGCAUUUUAACCAAUUCAAUUUAUCUUGUAGGGUGCAACUGGUAAGGAUAAAAAAGAAGCAAAUACAGCCGUCCCGACUGACUUAAACGUCGACUUCAAUUUGCCACCAGAAGAAUUUACCGAUCAUCUUUGUCAACUUUUGGAAGGCUUAAACCUUCCAAGUGAUGCAAAAGAAGUUGAACAGAACAUGAUCCUUGAUCUGUGGGACUUCGCUGGUCAACAUCUUUACUAUGCUUCGUAUCCUGUGUUCUUGUCAUCACGAGCCCUUUAUAUGCUUGUUUAUGAUCUCAGCAAAGAUUUAAAGGACACUGCUCAGCCUUCUUUCAAACAAGGAAUUGGAGAAAUUCCUGAAAGUAACCCAAAUAAGGAAACAAAUUUGGACAAUUUUCUGACGUGGCUGGUUUCUUUAAGUACUAUGUGCUCACCUAAACCAGAGGAGAACCAUCAGGAAACAAAAGCGAAAGAUCUACCCUACUGUCGCCCUCCAGUAUUCAUUGUCGGAACACACGCAGAUAAACCACAUCAAGACAUCAAGGAAGUUGAAUCGCAGAUCAAACAUGAAAUUUCUGGAAAGGACUAUGAAUGUCAUGUGAUUCGUCCUUUCUUUUCAGUCGAUAAUACCCAAGGUUCAUCUGAUGAGGGAGUGGUCGCACUUCAGAAGAAAAUGAUUGAAAUUUUGAACGAAGAACCAUAUAUGGGAGAAGAGGUACCAAUUCGGUAAGUUUUUUUCAGUCAAGAAUAACUGCGGAAGAAAAGAUCCGCUCUUCACCUAUUUCAGAUGAUAUUUAACAAUUAUUCGCCGAAGGCGAAGUUAAUAUUGUUGAAUAAUCCCCGAGAUGAAGUCGAGGGGAUUGUUCAACAAUAUUAACUGAGCCUGAGGUGAAUAAUUGUUUUAGUUUAUUCACACGAAGUGAUCUCAACAGAAUCAGAAAGGAAACCAUUAAAAUUGAUUAGUUUGAUUGACGGGUGAAUUCAUGCGUGAACACGAAGCUGUUAACAGUGGAUGCGCAAAAGUUAGAUCUUUACAGUACCUUCAAACAUGGCAAAUGAUAGUCUUAAUAUUUUUGUAUCGCGUUUUGUAAGCUUUAGCAUCAACGGUUUAAAAGAAUACGCCGAAAAUUUAAAUUACUACCCAAUUCUGAGAAGAAAAGAAGAGCUUUAUUUGUUUCUGUCAACUCACCGUGAAUGAGAAAGUUUUCUUUGUUGCUUCUUGCAAAUGCUGUCAACAGCGGCUACGAUCAAGGUGAGGGUUGUUUAUCUCCAAAGUUCCUUGCCUUGUUAACUUGUUGCUGGCACGGACAAUUUGCGAAAAUAUUUGCCUUCCUCUUUUCUCCAUAAUUUAACUUCUAUUUAUAGCCAAAAUUGGUCUUGCGAGAAAAUCCCGAAAUCACAAAACAGUGACAAAGCGACCUCGUUUUCCUCUGUAGUGGUAAACAUAGCUUCGAGCGUACAAAAAGUCAGCUACAGUAAACCAAUUGACAAUAAAUCACGCUGUUUAAACACCAUGAAGUCUUUUCUUGCCUUCAAAGUCAUCAGCACUUGGAUAUUCGUUUAUUUUCAACAAGGCUUUACUAUGAAACUUUGGCAAAACACCCAGUUCACGACAGCGAUUUUGUUCUGCUUUAUAUUCACUGCCUAGCGCGGUGAAUAUGAGAUUGCUUGAAUUACCAAGAUCACUGAGUGUGUAUAUACUAAAAAUAAGACAAUACAUUAAGGAGAGGAAGUCUUGUUCAAUAAACUUUGAUCAACUUUCCUGGUUCCAAAGCGGAUAAUGGUCGGUCGCUCCGCCGGCUACACAAAAAGGUGUGAUCUACAGGAUUCCCGUAGGAAAAUUAAACAAGGAGAAACAUCGUCGAAACAGGGAGAUCUAUUACAGGAGUUACUUACACAGAACGAUAGGAAUAUUGCGGAUCUUACCGUAUACAGGCAUUCACUGUUGCUGAUGCAGCUGAUGUCGCUCAACACAGAGACCAUUAUCCACUUUGAAGCGAGGUUAGACCAGGUUAAGUUUGUUAAUCGAGACUCUCACUAGUAAUCCCAUUCAAUCAAGGAAACUAUCCUCAUAAGACGUCAACCUAAACUGACAUUACUGAAUAGGCUUGCGCAAUCGAACAUUUUGAUACGUGGCUGUCUAAGGUUAUGCCAAUACAGCAGGUCACGAUAGGACAAUGGUACACCAACUGGAACCGGCCAAGGGAUCAACAUGUGAUUCUCAUAUGAAUAGUAUUAGGGAUUGAAAUGCACCAACUGAAAGCCGACAAUUGGAAUACGAAAGAGACUACAUGGUCACUCGACCUCAUCUCCUUAAGAAUACCAGCAGAAAGCAGUCGAAAUCGCGACCUUUAUCUCUAGCGACUAAGCGGCUGUAAGAGCUUACUUGACUCGUAGGCAAAAAUUCGACUGAGGUAGGGUAAGGUCAGGUUGGGGAGGGAACCGUGAAACCACGCAAGUAAACUUAACGACUCAUAUAACAAGAAGUAAGUAAGUAAGUAAGUAUCAAGCUUUAUUCACGGUAUCUCUUCAUUAAAAAUGCUCUUCCAGUGAGCCGUUUACAUAACAGAUUUUAAGAGAAAACUACACUAAUGCUAAAAUAUCUAUAUCAUAAGAAAAAUAUCUAUAUCAUAAGAAAACUAUCCUAUAAUUAAUUAGUAAAAUACACAAAAAUCAACUUAAAAUGUACAUUAUAUUACUAAAAUAGGUUCUAUCUCAACUCCCUCAAGGCAAAGACAGGGCAGACUUAAAAGAGUUGAGAUUUAUCUCGUCUUUAAGCACAUUUUUCAGGCCAUUCCAUCCAUUCCAUGUGACUGCCCCCAAUAGGUACAAAAACAUUGUUCGAGGCACCUCGUACGUUGUAGGAAUGAACCCUAGAGGUCGGUUUGAACAUGUUCUUUAAACUCUCAGGGUCAAGGUUAUUUAGAGAUUUAAAAACAGUCACUUACUGCGAGCUGCUUGGGGCGUCUUUGCUCAAGCGUAUCCCAUCCUAGGUCUUAGAGAAUAUCCGCAGAUCUUGUAUUAUAAUCACUAAAUGUUAUAAUUCUCCAGCCCUAUUUUGCAAUCUCUGAAGUCUGUCACAUAGGCCUAUUCCCAUACAUCCCCAAACUUCGGAGCAAUGAUUAAAAUAAGGAACGACUAAAGCCUCAUACAUUCUCAGUAGGGUUUGGCAAGGCACCAGGGAACGAAUACGUAUUAAGGCACCGAUACUUGCAGAUACCUUAUGGUAUCUACUUAGGAUUGCCAUCCCAAAGCCUCGUCUACCUCUAUUCCCAGAUAUCUACAGUUAGUCACCCGAGUCAAUUGUUGACUAUUAACAGUAACGUUUAAGUCACCAUUUAAAUGCCUUAGUCGGUGGUGGCUUCCAAUAAUCAUAUAUUUUGUCUUUUUGACAAUUAAUGUGAGUUUAUUGAAUUUCAGCCACUUUUGAACCUCAUCCAAGUCUUUGUUUAACUUUUCUUCAAGAGUUGUGGGGUCAUAAGCGGAAAGGGUAAGCGAGGUGUCAUCAGCAUACAUGACUGCAGAUGAUGACAGCUCGCAUUCUUGUGGGUCAUUUAGAUAAAUAAGAAACAACAAGGGUCCAAGUACAGAACCUUGUGGGCCCCACAACAAAUAGGAAGAUAGUCUGAUAGAGUGCCAUUUACAUAAGUACUCUGAAAGCGAUUUGAUAGGUAUGAUUUGAACCACUGAACUGCAUGCGAGUGGAGCCCAUAAAGUUGCAGUUUUUUCAACAAUAUGUUGUGGUCAACCGUAUCAAAGGCUUUUCCACUCGUCUGAAAAAUUCCCACACCUAAUGGAUAGGUUAAUAAAAGUAUGGUUGAGAGAAGGCACGAUUCCAGGACAAGCUUCUUUUAAAUGCCUUGCAGAAAUACCAUCCAGGCCCGUAGCCUUGUCGACUCGAAGAGAACUCACUAAACGGUGGACAACUCCGCAGUGCGUCUCAUUCCGCGUAUAGCUAGAAUCUGAUGGCGUAUAAUGUAGUCGGCCUCAAAACAAACACUAGUUUUGGGAAUACUUUCGGCUAACCUAGGCCCAAUGAGAGUAAAUUGAUAAUUAAGAGCAUUAGAGAUUUCUAAUGGGGUAGUACAUGAGUUAUCUCCAACAUCUAUUCUGUUUAUUUCAGUUGUUGGUAAAUUUCUAACCAACAUUGAAUUUACUCCUUUCCAUAAUUUCUUAAUAUCCCGUAGAUUUGUUUCGAAAUACCUCUUAUAGUAGUUAGUUUUUGCUUUCCUGAUAUUAGCAUUUACAUUGUUUCGAGCAAUCUUAUACUCAGUUCAAAUAUGAGCAUCUGAAUUGUUGAUAAUUGUAGCCCUUUUCAGUUUGCCCCUCUCAAACAUCAACCUUUUUGUCUCUGGUGUUAGCCAGGGAGCAGAGUUAUUUCUUACUUUCCUUUUACGGAAGUCAAGACCAAAUUUCCCAGGCACGAUUUGGAUUUGGAUUAUCUUCCAGAUGAACUAGGAUCCAAAGUGCUAGGUUAAGGUCAGCGUGGAAUGCAUUAGCAUCAAAAUUCCUAAAUUGUCGCGACUCCACAAUCUGUGGUUUCCCUUUGGAAACCCAAAAUUUUUUAAUUCCAUAGAUAAAAGAGUGGUCACUUAUUCCCGAUGUGACAGACCCCAGAAUGCGUAAAUAUUUCCUUGUUAUUUGUUAGCAAUAAAUUCAAAAUUUCUCGCUGUGUCUACAUUAGCACGUAGGGGUCUAUACCACGUACUCACAAUAAAAGGUUUAGCCUUGGGUUUAAUUACCUUAAUACCAAUCCACUCGAGGCUUUCGUACUCGAUAUCAAAGAAAGGUUCAUAAUUGAUAAUAUUCCGGAUAUAAAGGGCGUCUCUGUUUCUAUCAUUUCUCUCCAGGGCAUAGCCUGGUACUGUAACUUCGCCACUAGAUAUAGUAUCAUCGAGACGAGUUUCAUUAACCGCAAGAAUAUCAAUACGUUUCGUAUUCAUAUAAAUCCGCAAUUCCUCGAUAUGGUCGGGAAUAUGAGGUUAAGGGCAGCUAACUUAAAACCCCUAUUUUUGGAUAAUUCACUUGGCAGAUCAGCAUUGAACGGAGACGAGCCGUAUGUGAAAUGACCCUCUGAGUCUAACUUCCCGACGAGGUCCGAAUUAUCUUGCUCAGAGUUUGUGCUAGCAACCAAAGAGGGUUCUGCUUUCGCUUGUGUUUUCCUGCUUUGAUCUUUGCUUUCAAUGCCUUUCUUAUAACAUUCGAGGCUAGAAUUUUCACGCCAUCACCAUUCAAGUGGAUACCUUUGCUCUUUAGAUGUUUAAUUUUUAUGCGGGCAAUCAAUAAACAACUAGCCCCUGGAGUCGCAGACAGCUUGCAUCGUGUGAUUUAUAUGCAUAAGCUUCUCAUUUGCAUGUUCAUCUCUCUGGCUUAUUAACCCCGAAACUGAUACCUUGAUCGAAGGUCUAAUUUUAAUCGCUUCCUCUGCUAUUUCAGUUAGACCUUAAUUAAGGCCGAGGCUUGUAAUGCUGAGUUGAGGUAAUUAUGGUUUAAACUACUUUUUUUAGCUUUUUGUUUUUACAUUUGGUUUGCAGAUGGUUUAACUUUGAAAAGGUUGUCCAAGCAUUGACUGCCAAGAACGUGAAUUACCUGAACGUUGAAGAUCUUAAAGAUAUUGUCGAGAAAGUUUGUUUCAUUAAAGACAAGGUUGAGGCGGCCACAAUGUUGAAUUUCUAUCAUGACCUCGGCAUAAUUGUCAGACACCGGAACACAGUUGUACUUCGGGCUCAAUGGCUAAUUGACGUCUUCAAGCAACUCAUAACUAUUAGUCCCUUUGAUGCCAGGGUAAGAAAACCAAAUUUAAGAAAUAUAACUGUCUGUAGUUUAACCUAAUGCGUUUUUGACUUGUCUUAACCUAACUCGCCUUUCUUAAAUUUAACAUCGUUCGUCUCAAUGAGUUUACCGCAGAUGUUUUUACAUUUGGUUUACAGUCGUAUGAAAAUUUAAUACGACAUAGCUUUUUGGUGAGUAUUUCUCAGUGCAGUGGAACCUCUAAUACGGACACUGAAGGGACAAAGCGAAGUGUUCGUAUUAGAGAGGUGCCCACAUAAAAGAGGUCACUACGAUGACGUCACUUUUAUGAUUCCACUUACAGUUUUAAGUGUCCAGUAGCUAAAACCAGGCUCACGCUAAAAAAACUGCAUUUAAAUUUAUCAAUUCACCGUACAAAGACACUUUCAGUAGCAUACAACAUAUACAUCUCAGCUACAGACAAAUUACUGGCUUAAAACGAAACGAGCUACAGCGCAAUGCUGCGUGUAAAAAGUUGUAAGUAAACGUAAAACACAAUUCUGAAAGUGUCUUUCGCUAGUUUGCAAGUGCAGUAAACAGUAACUAGAGUACAAAAUGUAAUAGAAAAGAUCUUCAUGCUAUCUGUAGUUAUUCAAUCCUUAAAAAAGUCGUUUAUGUUCCUCUGUAGCGACUGGGCUUUUGAAAUCACCUUGCAUAUAUAGCUCACCAGCCAGACUAGAUAGGAUUCAGCCCGUGCAGAUUUACCUGAUCGGGAUUUGGGAUUCACCUGAACACCGCAAUGUCCGUAAUAAAGAAGUUUAGAUUACCUGAAUUUACUCUCUGGGGCCGAGAUUUAGUGUCCGUUGUCCGUAUUAGAGAGAGUCCGUAUUAAAGAAAAUAUGUCAGAAUUUUAUCCGGGCAUUGGAAACUGCCCGUAAUAGGGAGGUGUCCGUACCGAAAGGCUCGACUGUAUGUAUAUAAUAAGAUGUUUUUUCAUCUGUAAGAAAAAUGAUACGUCCAAUCAGAAGUCACAGAGGUGUGUGAGUUUCGAGCCAAAAUUCCCGCCUUUUAUAGGCGCCGCCCCUUGCAGCGGCGCUUCGCAGACAUUCAACGAGAAAAAGUUUUUCUCGAAGAGUUUUUCUUGUAAAAAAGUGAGAAACAUCUCGGAAAUUGGAGUGGAAUAGUUUCGUUUGGUUCACUGUCGAUUAAGAAAACUGCAGAGAGCCGGCAAAACAACAGCGGAAGGGGAAAAACAGUACUAGUCGUAAGCUUAAGUUGUCAUAAGCCGUGCUUGUAUCGGAGCUAAUUGUCCUUUAUUUAUAUUCAAACCGACCAUUUUAUCUAAAUUCAUUCAUUUUCAUGUGCAUUCAGAACAAAUUCGUUACCCCCAUUAUAUUUUUUAAAAAGCGUUGUUACUAAUAGGCUAAUACUUGCGGUGUGUAGCGGCAAAUUUUAGCAUUUUGGAAAGAUUUGAAAUGAAAAGCUGCCAAAUUGAUGACUGUCUCAGUAUGUACACAUGAAUAUACACAAUACCACAUGGAAAGUGCUUCGUACGGUAUUUACGCACUCGUUGUUCUUGUAUCAGAAAUCGAACGUAAAAUACCGUACACCCGCACUUUCCAUGAAGUAUUCUCUAUAUUAUAGCUAUGUUAUAAUGAUUGGUGUUCACACGAACUGACCACCUCCCUCAAGGUUAGUGAGUUUCCAUCAGAAGCAUUGUUGGCAUCAGAUUAAAAGAAGAAAAUGUUCCUUCAGCGGUCCGCUGUGUUACCGAUCGGCUGCUGCGUUGUCUUAUCGUAGGUACCCUAGGUGCCCGAGGCAUUUUGAUUUUCUUCUAUUCCUUAUAAAUCGCGACGAAGCCGUGACAGCGAGGCGCCAAAGGCCGAGAGAAAAAAGUGAGGUUCAUCUCGCGUGUGUGUAGCCUGCGUGGAAGGCGUUUGUAAAGAAAGGGGAAGGGGAUUCCGGUCGCUCGAGAAGCGCGAAAGGCGCUUGAUGGGGAGGAUCUUGCGCCCAGAUUCCCUUCCCCUUCCCUUUCCAACGUCUGCCACGCACGUUAUCUCGGAAGCUUUAUCAAACCAGGGGCACGGUUUAUCCUAGGUAUUUCGAGAACAGAACUCUGGAGCCAGGGUAUAGAUCGUAGGCAACCAUGCUUCAGAAAUCUCUAUUCCGCUGUGCCCGUUGAUGUUGUUGAUUUGAAGUCUUAUGUUAAUAGCUUCUUUAACCCUAUACGUGAGUACUGAUGAGGUUUUCCUUCAAUAGUCAAGACUAACCUCGUCCCAAAGGGGAUAAUGCCUGGUCUUACUGGCGUGUUCAGAGACGGCUGAGCUUGAGUUAGUGAAAUCUAGUAUAUCCCUUUCAUGCUCCUCAAUUCGUUCCUCAAUGCCUCUGCUCGUUUUGCCUAUGUACGUUUUCGCAUUUGCAAGAAAUCUUAUACACUACUCCAUCUUGUUUUCGUGGAUCACACAGCAUUCUUUUUAAUAGUUCACACCGAGUUUGAUGUAAGUGAUGCCGUGUCGGAUUUGAAAUACACAGGUUGUCGUGCCAUGCUGUUGUAGGCCAUGACGACCAAGAGGUUCUGAUAACCCUUUAAUGGGCAUAACCGCUGUGGAAUUAAUUUCGGUUGCGGGUUCUUUGUCAGAUGCGUGGUAGAGGAUUUCAUUUUAUCAAUUACAAACGAAUAGGGGUAUCCUGAAGGUUACCAGAUACCUUCAGAUGGAAAAAUUUGUUAAAACUAUAAUUCUUGGCUCAUAGUAAGGUUUUAGUGUGAUCCUUAUGAGAAAGAAAGAAAAAACGGAAAAGAGUAAAUAUUGGCGGAGAAAUUAAGGUGAUUCGCUAUAUAAGUAGCCUGCGUAUCAUGCGUCGAAAGGGGGAUGGGGAGGAAGGGAGGGCUUUCGAACUUUUCUCCCUCUCUCCUCCCCCUCCCCCUUUUUGCGCCUGCCAAGCAGGCUACUAUAUAAGUCUACCUGGAGUUAUGAAAACCGGGUUAGCAAACAUUUUGUAAUUUUUCUCAACUUCCCCUGUCUAAUAGCUUGACAUAUGUUCAUGUUGCUUGUUUAUGUCGUUUUUUUUUUUUGCUUGUUUUGUGGUUAGGGAUUUGUGUGGAAGUGGAUGUAGACAGAAUUACUAUCUACCCACAAUUCUUUCUUUAACACAAGUGACAGUUAUUUGAAAUCAGCUUGCGCUUAAAGCUGGUUUCGGUGCCGUUUAGCAGUUUAGUUUUAUAUAUUGGUUACCUUGGGAAAAGUUUCCCGGAGAGCAUCAUGUAAAGCUCUGAGAUGGGACAAAGGCAUUACGAUUCGCAGAGACUGCAUCGUCCAAUAUGGUAUCAUAUUUUCGUUUCAUUUGGCUAAACGGAUCAAUCACCCUUAUCCGGGCUGAGACAGAAAGGUACCAUAUUGUUCGCUUUUCUAAGGUGACCACUAAGUCUUUGGCCUCGGGAACAGGCUCUUAGGAGUCAAAUGAAUGAAGUGAGAGCAAAAUUGCCAGUGAACUUUGACCCGGGCCAAGACUUUUUCUGGUGUGAAAACAAGACUAAGGUGAUCCGCCUACCGUCUGACUCUACAUCCGGGAACUUGAAUAAGACGAGUGUAACAGAAAAGUCCAGAGGUGUUUAUCUGGUAAUGGGCUGAAUUUUUCCGAGUUAUUUGAUGAUAUUUCGCUUAUGUUAAACGUGAGAAGAUUUUGCGUGUUUGUGGAUAGUCUUAUCAGUGCCUCGAAAGUGUGUGAUUGUGUGAUUUCCGCAUGGUGUUGACAGGUAUGUGAUGGCGUGGUUGAACUGCGGUUUCGCCAAAAUAUUCUCUGCCAGCCAUUAAUAUUGUUUCGUAGGUGUUUAGCUUAGCUGAUUGUACCUUGGAAAAGCAACUCUCGACUCAGAAAAAUUGGAUCUACAAUAGGUCUAGUUUCAGCGGGCUCUAAUGGCAUUGCACCAUAGGCCGGUUUUUGCAGAUAAGAAGGUGAUAAUUUGUGCACUAUGUUCCAUUCAGUUUGUUGUCUAUUCCAUGCGGAAUCCUGUUGUUUUUCGGACCGCGAAAAGAGUAGUGUUUUGCUAACUAUUUAAGAUGUCAUGUAAGCCUUAACCAGGCACUCUUUCGCUGCAGUUCACUCUCAACUUUAAAAUUUCUGGACUGAAAUGACACCGGUUUGAAACUUCGCGAAGUCAGUUUACUGAAUAAAUCUUCUAAAAUUUGCGUCACUUUAAAUUUGGACUCGUUGGAAUGCUUCUAGGAACCAUUAACUUACUGCCCGGCGUCAGAUAAAGGCUUUUAAUCGGCCUUUGAAUGAGUUUUGUUGUUUUAAAUUACCAAGUAGUAGAAUGAGUUGAUAUUUUUGCUAACCCGGUUUUCAAAAAUCCAGGUAUAAGUAAAAGUUACUCCUUUGAUUAACAUCCCAACGGUGUUUUGAUUGUUUUUUUUAUUAUUAUUAUUCAAUAGUCAUUUCUUUACCCAACACAUCUUACAGUUACAAAGUUUAUGCUAAAAGAAAGUAUAUAACAAUAUUACAGAAUGGACCAAAUUACAUAAGAGCGAAAAAGAAUAAUACAACAGUUUUAAUAAUUCACACGAUAGCAUUAGACCUGUUAAUUAACAGAUUAUUCCGGUAUUAAGUUGAUACCCUGCGAACAGAGUCUUUGGGUGGGGGGGGGGGGGUUGGGGUACUUCCUUAUAAGAGGCUAAUGGGGAUGUGCCGCUGGAUGGGGUCGCAUUUUCACAACAGGACUGAUUAUAAUGGGGUCUCAUCUUCAAAAGAAUUACUAGAAUGGGGUCGCACAGUUUCGGAUUUUUCGAGGAAGACAGUUCUUCAUAUUCACGGUUAGCAAACGUACCAGAAUGUUUGUAAUGUAGGUGAAAAAUAAAGCUUUCUUCAUUCAAUAUAAGGUAGAUACAUAAAUAGAAAGUGACUACGUUGGGAUCGCGAAAAUUACAUAUUUGCCCAAAAGUGACUAAGAUGGGGUCUAUGAUUGGCCACAGAAUAUACUAUAAUGGGGUAGCGGCUCUGAGAGACCAGCGGCACAUACCCAGCAAAAUCAACCCAAGUACUCCCCUCCUCCCCCGCGAAGAGUCCACUUUGAUCUUCCUAGAUACGUCGCCCUAACAAAGAUCGAAGCGACCCUGCCAGUAGGGUAGUAAGUUGAAUUCUUUGUAACUAAUUGAAGAAAGAGGUUUUCGAAAUCAUACCUCCAACUGAUCAAAGCUUUAAAAUUCAUGUAAAGAUAAUUAUUUUAGCCUGGGACCAGGCUCCGCAGUGGAGGAAAAAGGCAAAACACGGGGUCAAUUAAAACAGGAAAAAAAAAACGGCGAGCGAAGCGAGCCCAGCGGUGGCCUGGUUCUCCUCCCCAGACUAGUCUCACCCCACUUCGCUCGCCGAUUUUUUUUUCGCCCACGCCUAUUUCUUUCCUUUUUCCCCCAAUGCGGAGCCUGGUCCCAGGCUAUAAUUUUUUAGGUGUUUGCUUAUUUGUGUACAAGUAAUAUUUACAAAACAAAAGAGUAAAAUCGAGCUUUUUGACAAUUUCCGAUGAGCUUUGAUUCUUGCUAUCAUUAUUAAGACUGAAGAUUAAUUCACUUGAGGAUAUCGCAAAUUAAAGGAGGUGGCAUUUUCGUCGUUGAACCAUUUGAUUACUUCUGGAAAAAAAAAUUACCUGGUCCAGUGUCAGUUACAGAAAGUAUGGAUUACUGAAUCAUUUUGAUUGCCGUAUGGUCAUAGCGCAUUUUCUACCAUACCAUAUGUGAACAGUUCUCUUUUAGUGACGACAAUUCUAUGUCAGGAGCUUUAAGUACAAUUCUCUUAGUUUGUUAUCUCUGCAAAUAUUUUUCACACCAGAGAAAUGAUGUUUUGCAAGUAUUAUUUCUGAUAGGAGGCCCCUUUCUUAUUUCACGUUUAGUGUUUAUUUCAUGUUGAUCUUUAUUAAUCAAAAGCCAGUAGUAGUUUCUAUUUUUCAUUUUAAAGGGGCUAUGUCAGUUGGAGAGCAUGCGUAAGGUUAUGCAAAUUACUUUCAACUGUCAAAGCACUUCCAAGGCUCCGAAAUUUACAGACACGUUUAUGAGCGAAUUGGGUUGGAUAAGGGAUAUUUUGAUAGGAUUUACGUAACGUUUCUUCUCUGCAUGGAUAUGCUAGAUCAAUUUCCCUCAAUUUCUUCGGCAAAUUUACUUGUAAAUUUGAAGUAAAAACGCAUGCCAUUCAUAAAAAUAGAACGCAAACAAAAAAAUCAACAUCAACAAAAUAAGUCAAAGUUUUAUUUUAUAAACGACCUACAAAAGACUCUAGACCAAUGAUAAAGACCAAGACUGUUUCAAAUCAUUAACAAUUAGACUUGCCUGUCGCUACUGAUUUAGCCUGUACACAGACGUUGACUCAUUUUUUCUUUUCGAUCGUUGUUUCAUUAGCGCGCGAGUGAAUCUAGUGCGCGAGGAAGAAUCUUGCCCCACCCCUACCCCCUUGCGCUGACGGUCAAUAAUUCCCCCUGGUUUUUAUUUUUAUCACAUGCGCUUGACGGACUUUUAAGAAAAAACAGAUGAUUUGUGAACAAGUUACUACUGAUUUUAUAAUUUUGAUGCUGACAGAACAAAAGAGACGCUGUUUUUGAUGUCUUUAAUUGUUUUGAUCUUAGGGAAACAGACAUCGAUCGCGCAAAACUGUUCAAUCCUGCGGGACUAGGCAAGGCUUGAACGGAGGUUAUAUUGCUAGUUACCCGUUACCAGUUACCAGUAUUUUAGCCGCGCCGAUUCUCAGAUCUGCCACACGAAUAGAGAUUGGGCUGCCUGUGAGUGGCAACCUUAACAUACAACUGUUUAUUAUCAGAGUGGCCUUUUCUAAGGGAUGCGGUUUGUCAUGCAUAACUGAGAGCCCAACUAGUAUUCCAAAGAUUAAAGCAAUUAUUAACCUUCAUCGCAUUUCCAUUUGUGUAGUUGUGUGCCAUGGGCAAUAAAAGUGAUCUGAAAAUAGAACUUGCGUGACACUGGCAUACCUCUGCAGCUUGUUUAUGACAUAACUGCAUUUCAUCAAAAAUUUCAUUAAAUCCACAAAAAGUAAUAAACAUCCGUUCUGAAUCGCUGGUUACCUCUUUCAAAUAUAACUCUAAAUAUGAAGAUCUAGUUAAAAAAUUUUUCUGAGCAUGUAGAGGUAAGGACUUGUUACUACUACAUCAUGACCAGAUAGAUAACUCUUGCAAUCUUUUUCACUUAAGAUAUGGGUGGCAAGGUAAAUAUUAGGUAAAUAUGUCAAGAUUGCUAGUAAACUUGAAGACGUCGCAUUAGUGUAUCACCUUUUUCUUUUUGUUAUUAGGCUUUAAGCGGAUAUUUUUAACCCGAUAGAAGGUCAGAACUAUCAUCAGACAACUCUUCCACGCUGGCUACCGCCAUUGUUGGCAGCAAUUCAAAUCGCGCUUCUGUGACUCAGCGCGUGACGUAUGAUCAUAGCUCUGCGCUGAUUGGACAUUACUGAGAAGGCGUGAAAAAUAUUCCGCGAAAGCUAUUUCUAUAAAUAUUUUUUGUCGGAAAGGUUGACUCCAAGGGCUUAUAUGGGAGAUGGAGGCUCCAAGUAAUCGGCUCGUAUCUGUUGAUGUCAUAUAUUGCAUUUAUCUUUCCUCUCAGUUUAUACGGGGACAUAUAUUUCCGGGACCUUUCUCUUUUGAAGUACAGUUGACUCCCGAUAACUCGAACCUUUUGGGGAAAUCGAAAAAGGUCCUAGUUAUCGGGAGUUCGAAGCAAAUAACCGAAAAUAAGGAAAUUAGGAAAUGGGAUAGUAACUGGGAAUCAGGAGGAAUGCAAGUAUUAUGCACACUUCACUUCAACUGUUUCUUCUCCUUCUCCUCCUCCUUCUUCAGUGCUUCUUUUUUCUUCCUUUUUAUCGACUGGUCACACGCUUAAAACGUGGAUUGAGUUAUCGAAAGUAAAAUUAUAUAGAAAUGCCUUGAAGGCAAACAAAAAAUACUUGGAGUUGGUUGGAGUUAUGGAGGAUGCGAUCGAGUUACCUAGGGUAAAAUUAUAGUAAAUGUACAUGUAUGAAGAUCCAGGGGAAAUGGAUUUUGGUUCGAGGUUCGAGUUAUCGGGAGUCGACGGUAUCCCGGCUACAUAGCCUGAGUAUCAGGCGUUUCAUCGUGUCUUACACUUAAAUUUGCCCCUUAUUUCGUAGUAGCACUCAAGAAAAAGAUUAAGAUCCUUGGAUCGUUAAUAGGUGUAAAGCAUUAGUUUUUACUUAUGGCUAAAAAAACGGCUUCUUUCGGUUUUUGUUAGGAACCAAAAUAUUCCAAGAUGUGGAAAGAAAUGGAUGAGAGCGGCCUCCUCAACAAGGAGCUUGUCGAUCGUGUGUUCUCCAAGUUUCGCCAGCAGGGCCUGAUCAAGGAAGAUAUCCUGAAUAUGAUGGAGCAGUUUGGAUUGAUCGCCAAGUUUAUCUCCUCACCAACAAAUGCAAUGUACUUUGUACCCUGUCAACUGAAGACGCCGCCUGACGCCUUUGGUGAAAUGGAGCCAUCACCGUCAGAUCCAUGUCCAUUGUACCUGAAUUUUCUGGGGGGUUUCGUUCCUCACGGUUUCUUCUGGCAGCUUGUGUCACGAUGCAUCAGAUGGUGUUCUACGAAUGGAUUCACCCAGCCACCUAAAUUGUUUCUUUCGGCUUCUCGGUUUUACGUAGAUAAAGAUUCUAUUCAUCACUUGAUUUUUUUGUGCCAAAAGAGAUUCAUUAAGAUCUUGUUGACGCCAUCAAAGCCAGCCAACGAUGGAGCAUUAGUUGCCAAGGCAAGGGAAGUGCGAACGUUUCUGGAAGAAGCGGUAAAGAACCUUAGUAAUGAGCUUCCUUGGUUAAGCAACUUGAAGUGGGAUUUUUGUGUUGCAUGUUCUGACUCUCUGCACGAGAAAAAGAAGUGUUCUAAACAGGCUACCGUUUCCUGUCACUGCGAAGAUUGCCUGUGCCUUAUAAAAAUCCUCGACAAAGGACAACUCAGCCAUUGUCCAAGAAGCGACCGUGUACCUACGGUUAUUGGACUGGAAAAAUGGUUUGCAGCAAAAGGUGAGAUCACUUAA
This is a messenger RNA of Porites lobata, 37279 nucleotides long. The record is from the annotation of a GenBank genome assembly. Lineage: Eukaryota; Metazoa; Cnidaria; Anthozoa; Scleractinia; Poritidae.